Messenger RNA from Gastrolobium bilobum, 447 nucleotides. RefSeq names its product transcription factor DYT1-like. The record is from RefSeq and is a predicted model, not a curated record. Gene Ontology annotation, molecular function: protein dimerization activity; DNA-binding transcription factor activity; sequence-specific DNA binding. Gene Ontology annotation, cellular component: nucleus. Bases 1 to 447 code for a protein of 148 amino acids. The transcript is spliced from 3 exons. Lineage: Eukaryota; Viridiplantae; Streptophyta; Magnoliopsida; Fabales; Fabaceae. Gene Ontology annotation, biological process: regulation of DNA-templated transcription.
AUGGAGUAUGAAGAUGAAGAUUGGCUGUGUGUUUCUCUGGAAGACUUUUCUCUUGCUACUGAAAAUGGUAGUAACAAGGGAAGGAUGAGUAGGAAGAGGAACUAUGAUGAUGACACAAGAGAGUACAAAUCCAAGAACCUUGAAACUGAAAGGAGGAGGAGGGAAAAACUCAGUAGCAAGCUCUUGAUGUUGCGGUCUUUAGUACCUAUCAUCACAAAUAUGAACAAAGCCACCAUUAUUGAAGAUGCUAUCACCUACAUCAAGAAGCUGCAAGAUGAAGUGCAGAGUCUCCGCCAAGAGCUUCUCCAAAUGGAAGCAACUUCAGAGGAAACAAGCGAGACAAGGAUUGAUGAAACUAAUGCUGCAGAGGCAGAGGUUAAGGUGACACAAAUCGAUGGGAAUAAAAGAUCAUCAUUGAGAAGAAGAGGGGAAGGUUCAAGAAACUGA